AUGAGUCAGCGCGCAGGGGAAGCAACUAAGGAAGCCUCCUAUAUCUCGGCCGAUCUGCAAGAAAGAUACUCUCAUUGGAAGAAAAACACUAAGCUACUUUAUGAUUACUUAAACACAAACUCGACCAAAUGGCCGUCCUUAACGUGUCAGUUCUUUCCUGAUUUAGAUACCACUUUGAAUGAGCAUCGCAUCUUAUUAUCCUCUUUCACAUCCUCCCAAAAACCCGAGGAUGAGACCAUAUAUAUCAGCAGAAUAUCCACGUUGGGCCAUAUAAAAUGGGCAUCUUUAAAUAAUUUUGAUAUGGACGAGAUGGAGUUUAAACCAGAAAAUACGACUACAUAUCCUUCGAAACACCUAGUUGAUGAUAUUCGCAUCUUUUUCCCGAAUGGCGAGUGUAAUAGAGCAAGAUAUUUACCCCAAAAUCCAGAUAUUAUUGCCGGCGCCUCUUCGGAUGGUGCCAUCUACAUAUUCGACAGGACGAAACACGGCUCCACCAGAAUAAGACAAUCUAAAAUCUCACAUCCAUUUGAGAUCAAGCUGCUCGGUUCACAUGGAGUUAUUCAAGACGUAGAGACCAUGGAUACUUCUUUGGUAGACAUAAAUGAGGCCACAUCACUAGCCUGGAACUUGCAGCAGGAAGCACUUUUACUUUCUUCUCAUUCCAACGGUCAAAUACAGGUUUGGGACAUUAAACAAUAUUCGCACGAUAACCCUAUUAUUGACGUACCCUUAAUGUCAAUAGACAGCGACGGAAGUAGUGUGAAUGAUGUAACAUGGAUGCCAACACAUGAUUCAUUAUUUGCCGCUUGCACAGAACGGAAUGCAGUUUCACUAUUAGAUCUGAGAACCAAAAAAGAGAAACUAAAAAGCAACUGCAAAAUCCACGGAGGCGGCGUAAAUUCCUGUAAAUUCAACUACAAGAACUCUUUAAUUCUAGCAUCUGCAGAUUCAAAUGGUAGAUUAAAUUUAUGGGAUAUAAGAAACAUGAACGAAAAUCCAAUCGCUACCAUGGAGCAUGGUGCUUCCGUUUCGACUCUAGAAUGGAGUCCAAACUUCGAUACCGUUUUGGCAACAGCCGGCCAAGAAGAUGGAUUAGUUAAGCUAUGGGAUACUACUCGUGAAGAAAGUAUAUUUACACACGGUGGCCAUAUGUUCGGUGUGAAUGACAUUUCGUGGGAUGUCCAUGAUCCCUGGUUAAUGUGCAGUGUGGCGAACGACAACUCAGUUCAUAUCUGGAAACCUGCAGAAAAUAUCGUGGGAUCUGAAUAA
Molecule: messenger RNA, 1269 nt
Organism: Saccharomyces kudriavzevii IFO 1802
Lineage: Eukaryota; Fungi; Ascomycota; Saccharomycetes; Saccharomycetales; Saccharomycetaceae
Gene: MSI1
Product: Msi1p
Exons: 1
Coding region: 1-1269 (422 amino acids)
Biological process (GO): regulation of gene expression
Cellular component (GO): cytoplasm; Rpd3L-Expanded complex; nucleus
Molecular function (GO): histone binding
Source: RefSeq, a predicted model, not a curated record